This is a messenger RNA of Lasiodiplodia theobromae, 1053 nucleotides long. Its product is annotated as SesB-related regulatory protein. Bases 1 to 1053 code for a protein of 350 amino acids. The record is from RefSeq and is a predicted model, not a curated record. Gene Ontology annotation, molecular function: hydrolase activity, acting on ester bonds. Lineage: Eukaryota; Fungi; Ascomycota; Dothideomycetes; Botryosphaeriales; Botryosphaeriaceae. The transcript is spliced from 5 exons.
AUGAUGAGCGCAUCUCCUGCAAAUGUGCCUGUGGAAAGCGCACCGGCCAACGAGACGCUUACUGAUGAGGCAACCCUCUACGGCUACGAGCCCCUCAACGAUGCCGCCUCUGGCAAUGCGACACUUACUCACACCGCCGCGAUUACCAGCCUGCCUAUGCGCCAUCCGCUCGAAGACCAUCCCGAGAACAGCUUCGAUCAUGUUUCCAUAACAGCUCUCUAUCCCGGUGGGCAUGUGAAUGGGCUGCGAGUCAUACAUAAUCCGAAGGAUGCAAUGGUCGACAUCAUCUUCAUUCAUGGUUUGAAUGGACAUCCAUUCAAUGCGUGGAAGCAUCAGAAUGGGUCUUUCUGGCCUAUGCACUUUCUGAUAAAGGAAGAAGAUAUGCCUUCUGUCAGGAUCAUGACCUUCGGUUAUGAUGCUAAUAUCACGCAAUGGACAUUGGGAGCUGUCGGGCAGAACAACAUUACGGACCAUGCCAAAUCUCUCAACGAGAGCAUCGGACGCAUAAGAGCUCGAAGUAAAACUGAAACCCGGAAGAUCAUCAUCGUGGCACACAGUCUGGGGGGGCUUUUGGCAAAGAAGGCUGUUCUCAUGUCCGAAACAUCCCACGACCCCAAUCCAAGUCAGUUGAAAAGUCACAUCAGCGCCAUAGCUUUUCUUGGGACGCCUCACGAGGGCGCUGGCCUCGCGAAUGCUGUGACAGGGCUCGCUUCGAUCAUGAGAGCUGGAGGCGUACGAGCUAACGUCAAACUUGUGGGUCUUCUGAAGCGGGAGUCGGACGUGUUGCAAGAGAUCGGCGAAGAUUUUCUGAAGUGGCUCAAGCACCGCACAGACGUCAGCGUGUAUUGUUUCUACGAGUCAAAAGAGCUUCCAAGACCCAUUGGCAUGAUUGUUAAACGACAGUCGGCCAUUUUGGGCGAAUAUGGGAAUGAAACAAUUGAUGCAAACCACAUGGAUAUGAUAAGAUUCAGCGACCCUAAUGAUGGAGGGUACCAAUCAGUCAGCAGCAAGAUCAUAGAGUGGUUGGGGAAAAUUGUAGCUGAACAAGGUUAG